Camelina sativa (false flax) is the source of this 1777-nucleotide messenger RNA. NCBI's taxonomy places the organism in Eukaryota, Viridiplantae, Streptophyta, Magnoliopsida, Brassicales, Brassicaceae. The record is from RefSeq and is a predicted model, not a curated record.
GUGAUAGCAUAGAGUUUAACAACAACCACUAAACAAUUAUCUUCAGCAAAGAUAAUGGCUGCAAUUAAAAAGGACCAACCAAUUUCAUGUAACUGAGACAAACUUAUCGCUGUGAGAGACAGAGAGAGGGAGAAGGGAAGAGUGAAAAUGAGCAUAAUGAAGAAUUUCUUGAAUGUGAUACUUAUCCUUUGUGUAUGUCUAAAUUGGUGUUUUACCGAAGGAGCUGAAGAAAAAGAGAGUGGAAAGGUUGAUUCCUACACCUUUCAAGUCAGCUCUCUAUUUCCUUCAUCAUCAUCAUCUUGUACCCCUUCUUCAAAAGCAUCUAAUAAAAAAUCGUCGCUUCCCGUGGUGCAUAUGCACGGCGCGUGCUCGCAUCUUAGCAGCAACAAAGAUGCAAGGCUCGACCAUGACGAAAUCCUCAGACGUGAUCAAGCACGCGUGAAGUCCAUCCACUCCAAACUGUCGAAGAAUAACGCAGAUGGAGUCAGCAUGACCAAGUCAACUGAGCUACCGGCUAAAGACGGAACCACAAUCGGUUCAGCAAACUACAUCGUAACAAUAGGAAUCGGGACACCGAAGCACGAUGUAUCGCUGACCUUCGACACGGGAAGCGGUUUGACGUGGACUCAAUGCCAGCCAUGUCUUGAAAGCUGCUAUUCGCAACAGGAACCAAUUUUUAACCCUUCUACAUCUUCUUCUUACCAAAACGUCUCGUGCUCAUCUCCAAUGUGUGGAAACAACUCAAGUUGUAGUGGAAACAACUCAAGUUGUAACUCGGGUACCAAUUGCAGAUACGGAAUCCGUUACGCAGAUGGAUCGGUUACUAUCGGAGUCCUCGCCAAGGAGAAAUUUACCCUAACGAACUCUGAUGUCUUGGAUAAUAUUUACUUUGGCUGCGGUGAAAACAACACAGGACUUUUCAACGGUGCUGCUGGGAUUCUCGGCCUUGGCCGUGGCAAACGCUCACUUCCGACGCAGACAGCAACAAUCUACAACAAUAUCUUCUCCUACUGCCUACCUUCUUCCGCAAGUAACACUGGCCAUCUUACCUUUGGAUCCGAUGGAAUCUCUGGAUCCGCUAAAUUCACCCCUUUUACUUCCUUCCCAAUCCCAUCCCUUUAUGGCAUUACUAUUGUUGGUAUCAGUGUAGGCGACAAGAAGCUAGAGAUUACCCCAACCACAUUCUCGACGUACGGUGCUAUAAUAGACUCCGGAACCGUGAUCACUCGCCUCCCUACCAAGGUCUACGCGGAACUGAGAAGCGUGUUUAAAGAAAAGAUGUCGAGUUACAAGGCUACGUCGGGAAACGGUUAUUUUGACACAUGUUACGAUUUCACUGGCUUGGACACAAUUACAAUCCCCAAGAUUGCAUUCUUCUUUGCCGGCGGCACUGUCGUAGAUCUUCCUGGAAUAGGGAUUUUGUAUCCGUUGACGCGGUCUCAGGUUUGUUUGGCGUUUGCAGGGGAUAAUGAGCACAUUCCCGCCAUCUUUGGAAACGUUCAGCAAAAGACGAUGGAAAUUGUUUACGACGUGGCUGGUGGACGAGUCGGCUUUGCUCCCAAUGGUUGUAGCUAAUCAAACAAAACAGAACAAAAGAGAGUGUUAUGUAAUAUUGUAAUGUAGGGUUUAGCGCAUCAAUUAGCCUUAUCCCUUCAUCAAUUUCCCCCUAAAUAAAUAUAUGUAUAUGUGCAUGCCGCAAUUGCUUUUUUUUUUUAUUGUAUUUGUGUUCGAACUUUAAGUUGUUAUUGGAUCCGAGUUUUCAAUUGAUUUUAACGAA